Neofelis nebulosa (Clouded leopard) is the source of this 6767-nucleotide messenger RNA. It is a transcript of the gene ATXN3, whose product is annotated as ataxin 3. Lineage: Eukaryota; Metazoa; Chordata; Mammalia; Carnivora; Felidae. The record is from RefSeq and is a predicted model, not a curated record. The transcript has 12 exons. Gene Ontology annotation, molecular function: cysteine-type deubiquitinase activity. Gene Ontology annotation, cellular component: nucleus. Gene Ontology annotation, biological process: protein deubiquitination. The coding region runs from base 1493 to 2545 and encodes 350 amino acids.
UCCUUAUCAACUUAUAUGUACUUAACAGAUGAGGGCUUUUGAAGUGUUUUAGGCAUAUUUCAAGAGUAUGGAAAAUACCUAUAACCACAGGGCCCGUCGUGAAUCUCAUACACAGUCCAUUCUGGGAAUGUUUGAGCUUAAUAUGCCGUUUUUCAGCACCCUCCUUUCCCCGUCUGCCGCAUACAUAUGACCUUUGUCAGAGAACCAGCGUUGGCCGUAAGGAAGCUGUGUAUAUAGAGAUGCCUGCCUUGCAACUACUUGCUCUGGGAAUGUUGGUUUCCCCAUUUUCACAGUGGCGCCACCUUGAGUGCCCUUUGUCAAGUUAGGAUGUAAACUUAACAGUUGUUCUGUGGUAUAUCCCCAGUGCCCAAGAUGGUGCCUAGCACAUAGUUGCUCAAUAAAUAUUUGAGUGAAUUAAGAGAGUUUCUUGAUCUGAGAUGUGUAUGGUGGUAGUUAUCUAAAAGAAACCAUUUUUCUGUAAAUAUUUUAGGCUUUGCAGGUCACAUACUGCCUCUCACAUGUUCUUGUUUGUGUGUGGGUGUGUUACCCAGCCAUCUCAAGUCAUAAAAACCACUCUUAGCCACCGGAGCAGGUUGUAUUUGGCCUAUUGGCUAGAGUUUGCCAAGCCCUAACAAACCCUUGUACUAAAUGGCCACUAACUGCCCGGUGUUUUGGUGUUUGUUUUAGUUCUGAUGUCUGCUUUCUGUCAUUUCUGUUACCAUUUCUAUUGCUAACUGCUCUUGGUGUGGGCACAGUGCCAUCCAAAUUGGUACUUUUAAUGUAAAUUGAGAGUGUAGCCACACUUGUGGGGAUUGUGUUUAAAAUUAAUGAAAAUGCCAGAAGAUGCUGAGCUUUGACUUGAUGCUAUUCAUUUGGCCUUUUUGUGAUUGUUGGGUUCUAGCUGUCUUUAGGAUAGUGGAGGUCUAGGGACAACCCAAUUCCAAACGAGUGGCUCGAGGAAGUAAUAAUAGCACAGACUUCACUUCUGCCCGAGUUUGAAUCCCGGCUCUGCUAUUUACAAUCCAUACGAUCCUGAGCAAGUUACUCAUUAUCUCUCUGUGCUCCAGUUUCCUCCUCUGUGGUGUGAGGAUAAUGAAGUGUCUACCUCAGUUAUAAACACUUGGAAUGCUUCCUGGCACAUGUACUAUGGAAGUGCCGGCCAUUGUUGUUACUCAGAUACUUGUGUUUGCUGGACCUCGCCGUAGGGGGUGAGAGCUUAGCGUCACUGAGAUGAGAUGAAGAAGUACUCAUAGGUUGAUUGCGUGGCACUUUAGGCCGAUCCUGAGUGCACCUGAAGGUUUAUGCCUGGUUUCCGUUGUAAUCAGUAGUGUCUGUGGGAAUUUGAACUCGUUGCAGGUUGGUCCUGAAGACUUUAAGGACGCAAGAAGGCUCACUUUGUGCUCAGCAUUGCUUGAAUAACCUAUUGCAAGGAGAAUAUUUCAGCCCUGUGGAGCUGUCUUCCAUUGCCCAUCAGCUGGACGAAGAGGAGAGAAUGAGAAUGGCAGAAGGAGGAGUCACCAGUGAGGACUAUCGCACUUUUUUACAGCAGCCCUCGGGAAAUAUGGACGACAGUGGUUUUUUCUCUAUUCAGCCGGGAGGUAUAUCCAGAGUUCUUCCAGAAGCUCUCUCGAGGAGCCUGUUCCGUUCCCCUGUAUUGUCCUCCUGGACCCCUCAUUCAGUAGCCUCUCCGUCCAGCACUGCUCCACAUGGGCGGUACCUGGUUAUAAGCAAUGCCUUGAAGGUUUGGGGUUUAGAACUAAUUCUCUUCAACAGUCCAGAGUAUCAGAGGCUCAGGAUCGAUCCCAUAAAUGAAAGAUCAUUCAUAUGCAAUUACAAAGAACACUGGUUUACAGUUCGAAAAUUAGGAAAACAGUGGUUCAACUUGAAUUCUCUCUUGACGGGUCCAGAAUUGAUAUCAGACACAUACCUUGCACUUUUCUUGGCUCAAUUACAACAGGAAGGUUAUUCUAUAUUUGUUGUGAAGGGUGAUCUGCCAGAUUGUGAAGCUGACCAACUUCUACAGAUGAUCAGGGUCCAACAGAUGCACAGACCAAAACUCAUUGGAGAAGAGUUAGCACAGCUGAAAGAACAGAGAGUUCAGAAAACAGAUCUGGAACGAGUCUUAGAAGCAAAUGAUGGGUCAGGCAUGUUAGACGAAGAUGAGGAAGAUUUGCAGAGGGCUCUGGCACUGAGUCGCCAGGAAAUCGACAUGGAAGAUGAAGAAGCAGAUCUCCGCAGGGCUAUUCAGCUCAGUAUGCAAGGUAGUUCCAGAAAUGUGUCCCAAGAUAUUCCACAGACAUCAGGUACACAUCUUACUUCAGAAGAGCUACGGAAGAGAAGAGAAGCCUACUUUGAAAAGCAGCAGCAGCAGCAGCAUCCACCAGCACAGCUUUCCCACCCACGCGAGAGGCCAACCACAAGUUCAGGUGCACUGGGCAGCGAUCCAGCAGGAGAUGCUAUGAGCGAAGAAGACAUGCUUCAGGCAGCUGUGACCAUGUCUUUAGAAGUUGUUAGAAAUAACUUCAAAACGGAAGGGAAAAAAUAAUAGCUUUUACAAAUCAUUUAGACCUUCGUACUUUCCAGCAUUAUCCUGGAUGAUUACAGCAUAGACGGUCCAUUUUAGUAAUGUGUCCAAGGAACAACGUUCAACAGAGGAAAUAAGGCUUUAGGCGGUUUGCAACAAAAAGAUGAGCAAAUGGAAAAGUGUGUCAGUUGUAGGACUAAAUAACGAUCCUCCAAACACUAGCCAAAGAGGCAUCUAGCAAUUAAAGACAUUGAAAAUGGUUUUCUAGAGGUUCCUUUUCUUUUUGAGUGUGCAAUAUCCGACAUGUCUAAAGUUAGGGCGUUUUUCUUGGAUCUUUUUGCAGACCAGCUAAUUAGCUCUUGCCACAGAACUUUUUCCGUUCAUUUUCUUUUCAUCCUUUCUGGUCUGGUCGGUUGGCUCGCUUUUCAUCAUCUCUUAGUUGCUUUUAUUUCUCAUUAACCAAGUUAACCUUUUAGGACAGUCUUUUCUAUGUUGAUAGGAGUAACGGUUCCAGAAGGAUUAGCUGCUUUCCCUCCAAUCACGUGGCGUGCCCUUGGAUGUUUUCUCUGAUCACAGUUUCUUUGGGACGUGGUUUUCCUUACUUUUCUACAACUCUUUUGAAAGAUGGUAAUCUUUCUUGAGGUUUUGCUUCCUAAGCCCUGUAAGAUGGGAUCAUUGUUUCGUGAUUCUGAUGCAUUCCUCAACUCUGAAAUCAACUCUGCACAAGUAUUUGAGAAGAAAUGAGAAUUUUUUAAAUAUGUGAGCACAUCCUUUUCCAGAUGCUUUAUGAAUGUCUUCUCAAUUAUGUCAGACCUUUACAGCUUUGCUGUAACCCUUUCUCUGGCACCUUGAUAUUUCCUUGUCUUCUCCAAUUGAGAAAAAUAGGAGAAGCACGGUAUGCAAGCAAGUUUCAUUCCGUGUAUGAUUUAACAAAUAAUACCCACCAUGAAUGUAUGAGGGACAAAGUUUGGCUUUUGAUUGACUUGCGGUUUCAUUUUCUUCUCUCUUGUGCCUGGAGCUCUCCGUUCUGUUUACAGUGGAGUCACGGAGCGUAGAUGUCUGCUUCUGAUAUACAUCUUGUAGCAGGAUAGAUAGCUUGCCAGAGACGAUGGUUGGAACAUGAAAAUAAUCUACUAACAAAAAUACAUUUAAAUUUAUACUGUGAUUUGACACUUGCAUCAUGUUUAAGUAGCUAAAGAAUUACAGAAGUCACACAGUACUUACUGGGUCUGUAAAUACGAAAGUCUUUAGUUUUGAUAAACAUCUUGAUUGGGAUGCACAGAGUUUGUUUCUGGGUCAACAUAGUGGUAUGAUUUUGGUGGAAAUUAAUUGUCUGUCUGAAGUGGACAUUUCGGAUUCCGUCACUUAUUCCCCAUCCCUCAUUCUCCAUCCCCCUUUUGAAGCUCUUUUGAAUGUUGAGUUGUUCAUAAGCUAAAAGUUAGGAAAUUUCAGCCGACGGCUUAGAAAAUUAAAGUAUGAUAUGUUGCCAUGACUAGUAUAUGGCUGUACACAUUUUAUCAGGGAAAUUUUUUUGAUCUAGGAUUUAUGGCUGAGUUGAAAAGAGAUGAGAAAAUGACUUUGUAUGAUUAUGAAGUAGCUUUUUUUUUUUUUUUCGGAUAGAGACAGGUUUUCUUUUUAGUCAUUAUUUUGUGCCAAAUAAAGUUUUCUGAAGUUUCCCUUGCAAAAUUAGACACUUUUACUUUAAAAUCUAAAGUUUUCUUUUGAGAAUCGAAACGUUUUCAGAAGAGUUAUGAAACUUUAGAACUGUAAGAGACAUUGGAGUUUAGUACUGCUCUCUCAAGAUUUACAAACCAAAAUAUUUUAAGAGUGAACAUUUCUGCCAUUAUCCUCAGUAUGCUUGUCCUGUUUUCCAUGGAUAUUUGGCUUUUACGUUUUCCCAUUGAAAAAUUACAUUCGACUUUUCAUACACUUAAAUGGAUGAGCUACCUAAUAUAAAAAUGAGUAAAGAAAUAUGCAGAAAGUUUUAACCUUAGAGUUUAUAAAGUUCUUAUAUUACACACCUUUAUUAAAGCACUUAAGGAGAUAUAGCAUGUUGAUCUUCAUUUAGGGAUUUUUUUUCUUUUUUUUUUUUUUUUUUUUAAGCAGAGUGGAGCACACACUGGAUACAUUUGUGGAUGUGUUUAUUUAGUUAGUUUCUUAUGAAUGUAAUACUCGGCAGGCAGAUCCAGAAUGACUAGGGAACUGCCAAUUUGUUUGAAUUGGCUUAAACUUAAUUUAGAUUCCGUUUCUUAAUCGAUUGGCCAGUAUGAAAAAGAUGCCAAUGCCUAUAACUACAGUAUCAGAAAACUUAGUUAUACAAAAGUAUAGUUCACACAUCAGUAACUGCUAUUUACCGGAAUCAUCCUGCAAGAAAGUCAGAAACAAUGAAAUUCACAAAAACUGUCCUGCUAAGAACUCUAUAUAAAGCUUUCCAUUCUGUUUUGCCAUUUGGGAACACCUUAAUGUUUAACAUUUAAACUAUUGGUAUCAUUUUUCUAAUGUAUAAGUCGCAUUACCAGGAUAAAAUACCUGCAGUGGCUAUGCUAGUGUUUAAAGUUUAAACAAGUUUUGGAAACACCACUUUCAUAUUUUGAGAUGUUAUGGAUUUAAUAAGUAGUUAUUUAUGUUUUUUAAAUUACAGUAAAAAAAAAUUCACAGGUUAACCUCUGAUCUAAAACCAUCAAUAAACACUUUUUACAGUAAUUAACAUAACAAAUAUUUCAAUAAUGUUACAUUGUUUGAAAAGAUUUCUGCAGGUAAACUCUAUUUUAACUUUUAAGAUCUUGGUCAAAUAAUUUACAAUUCACAGAAUAUGUAAGGAGGUGCUUUUUUUUUUUUCUUUAAAACUUGAUUUUUCUUAAUUAAGACUUUAUUCAUGCCAAAGUUAAUACGGAAAAAAGCUCAAAACUGGUUGAAGAUCAUUAUAGGUAAAACUACCAAUAGUCUGUGUUAUUUCACUUAAGUUGAAUAAAGUAAUUUUUAUUCCUGUCAGAGCCUAAAUUACAUUUUUAAUGUCUGCAUGUUUGAUACUCCUUAAAUAGUAUCAUGCGAGUGCCAAGAUUUAUUAAAUGUCUUAAAAUUGGCCCAUUGGAUCCAUGCAGAUUCAAAAAAGAUUGAGUCAGUGCAUAAGCAAAGUAUAGUGAUAGAAAUUAAAAUGUCUCCAGUUGAAAUAAAUCUGUGUUUUUAAAUUCUCGAGAGGACUCAAUAAUCAAUAUUAUGAUGAUUUCCUAUUAACUUUAUUUGCAACUGGGAAGCCCAGCGGCCACUACUCUAAAUUGUUGUAUCUGAGCCCUAACAAGAAUGGAGAUAUUGUAUAUGUGAUCUUAAUUAAGAAAAACCAGAUUGGAUCAACUAACCAUUUCACCAGUGUCGAUCAUUUUUUCAUAUUUUCAAAAAGAAAACUUUAUUCCUGGUCUCUUCAUAAACCAGUGUUUUUUGCUAAAGAAAGGAACUGGCUUAUAUUUUAAAGUCUUAACGUUAACAAAAGUAUUUUGUUCAUUUUGUUUUCAUGAAUGAAAACAUUGAUAUGGUUGGUUAAUUCUUGAAUUUUUAUUUAUUUAUUUGUUUUGAAGAAAAUCUGUGCUAUUUUUGUUUCCCCCCAGUGUUCUGGCAUUUUAAGAAUUAAUGCUAGUAACAUCACUUCUAAAUUUACAGUUAUUUGGCUCGCAUGUUUAAUUAAUAAUAGUGUAUCAGUAAAUAUCUUAAGACCGGAUUCAUAGACAAGGAAUGGGAAGCAAUAGUGAAAUAUAUGUGGAAAUUUCUGAUUCAUUUAGGAAGCGCUUCACUUGUUUCUUGCAUAGUUCAAAGGUGAAUGUUUCCAGGAAUUUUUAAAAGUUUUUUUUUUUAAAAGAGAAAAACGUACAUUUGAAUGUGAAAAAUAGAAUUUCUACAACACUGGACUACUAGAAAUAACUUUUUAAAAAUUACUGUUGUGUAUAAAUUAUUUGAAAUUCAAGUACAAAACACACCCGAAAAAGCAUUGUCUUUUGGCCGUGACACAAGUGCACUGAGGCACUGCCGUUUGCUCAGGACCCAACUGUGCGGCCCUCGGGGUGUGUUCCUCCUCCCUCUUGAGCUCUCUUGCGGUUACUAGACACACACAGGCCUUCCUCUCUGGUCCUCGGAAAAGCCGGGCUUCCAAAGCACUGUUGAACACUGACGGUUCUCUUAUUAAUGUGGAUGUUCAAUGAGUUGUAUUUUAAAUAUCAAAGAUUAUUAAAUAAAGAUAAUGUUUGCUUUUUUA